Messenger RNA from Esox lucius (northern pike), 6477 nucleotides. RefSeq names its product MINDY lysine 48 deubiquitinase 2 (gene mindy2). Gene Ontology annotation, biological process: protein K48-linked deubiquitination. The coding region runs from base 156 to 2132 and encodes 658 amino acids. Gene Ontology annotation, molecular function: cysteine-type carboxypeptidase activity; cysteine-type deubiquitinase activity; K48-linked deubiquitinase activity. The transcript has 9 exons. The record is from RefSeq and is a predicted model, not a curated record. Gene Ontology annotation, cellular component: cell periphery; cytosol. Lineage: Eukaryota; Metazoa; Chordata; Actinopteri; Esociformes; Esocidae.
UUUCGUCCACUAGAGGCCUCUAAACGUUCUCUACCACCUGAACGCAACGGUCUCUUCUCCAGUGACGUAACUGGCAGAGAUGUCAUGGCGUCUGUGGGGCUGAAGCUGGAGCUGCAAUAAGAUAGCUAAAAGCUGUCGACAGUGUGUAAAUCGAAAUGGAGAAAAAUGCAAACCUACAUCGAGAUGUUGGAGGAAGUAUUCUAUGUGCCACUAUCGCAGGGGAAAUGGGAGAUAUUACAGUUGGCGGAAUGAAAGGAGCGAACGAUGCGUGCAAGAAUAGUGAGCAUUCUCCCAAUACUUUGGUUAGUUGUACUAGCGCCAGCAACGUUGGUGAUCCUAGCACUGCUAAUGCUAUCUCCAGUGUUGCGAAAUUUGAUUUACCAGAAAGGAUCGAAUCUCACCCGGUGCAAGAGAAGAACAUUCAGUCAAGUGGUUGGUCGGAGACAUUGUCUUCUGGAUCUGGAGAUCAUUUGAGUAACGGGAUGGGACAUGUCUCGCAACUGUCUACAGGAAAUAACGAGGUUGCCACCUCAAAGUUAGUAAACAACAAAACGGAUGGCGAAACCUCGUUAGGGAAAUCGGAGGCAAGGUUUACCAAUGUUCAAAUUGAGGGGUCGGAUUCACUUGAAUCAGUGAAGCUAGUAAAACCGACACACUUAUGUCCGGAGAAAACAAACACGGGAAACGUCAAAUGUGGAGUAGCAAUUGACAAUAGCAUAUCCGAGGGUUUGCAGAGUGGGAGUGACCCGAGCAUCGCGGCAGAAUCUAGAAGCCUUGACUCACUUGAGUCCUUUUCGAACCUAAAUUCCUGUCCCAGUUCCGAUCUCAACAGUGAUGGUUUGGAGGACAGAGGGAUGGCCCUAGCACUACAAAGCGAGUAUGGUGCUGAUGGAACCAAGAUACCGUGCACUAAGGACCGGUGCGCUGGCCAGUCCAUAUAUCACAUCAAGUGGAUCAAGUGGAAGGAAGAAAAUACGCCUAUCAUUACCCAAAAUGAGAACGGCCCAUGCCCAUUGCUGGCCAUAAUGAAUGUCCUGUUGCUGGCAUGGAAGGUGAAGAUGCCACCAAUGAUGGAGAUCAUAACUGCUGAACAGUUGAUGGAAUAUCUUGGGGACUACAUCCUAGACGCCAAGCCGAAAGAGAUCUCUGAAGCUCAGCGGCUCAACUAUGAACAGAACAUGAGUGACGCCAUGGCCGUUCUCCACAAGCUGCAGACGGGACUGGAUGUCAAUGUGAGGUUCACAGGGGUCCGGGUCUUUGAGUACACCCCGGAGUGCAUUGUCUUUGACCUGCUGGACAUCCCUCUCUACCACGGCUGGCUGGUGGACCCGCAGAUGGGUGACACUGUAAAGGCAGUAGGUAACUGCAGCUACAACCAGCUGGUGGAGAAGAUCAUCUCCUGCAAACAGUCAGUGAGCAGCGAGUUGGCUGGCGAAGGCUUUGUGGCGGAGCAGUUUUUGCACAGCACAGCCACCCAGCUGACCUACCAUGGGUUGUGUGAGCUCACAUCCACCGUGCAGGAAGGAGAACUCUGUGUGUUCUUCAGGAACAACCACUUCAGCACCAUGAUCAAGUUUAAGGGCCAGCUGUACCUUCUGGUCACUGACCAGGGCUUCCUGACGGAGGAGAAGGUGGUGUGGGAGAGCCUACACAACGUAGAUGGGGAUGGCAACUUCUGUGACUCUGAGUUCCGCCUGCGACCCCCGUCAGACCCAGAGACAGUAUACCGCGGACAGCAGGACCAGAUAGACCAGGACUACCUGAUGGCUCUGUCACUGCAGCAGGAACAGCAGAGUCAGGACCUGCAGUGGGAGGCGCUUCCUGAGGGCAUCAGUGACCUGGAGCUGGCCAAGAAGUUACAGGAGGAGGAGGACCGUCGAGCCUCCCAAUACUACCAGGAACAAGAGCAGGAGCAAGCCGCUGCAGCACAAGCACAGCAGGGACAGCAGCAGCCAGCAGAGGGUGCUGAUGAGGCAGCCAGAGCCACAGCGCCUGGAGCAGCAGCAACAUCAAUAGCAGCGGCAUCAUCAACAGCAGCUGGAACUACACCCAGCCCAGGGAAACAGCCCUCUGCCGGGGAGCGUAAACCCAAGAAAGAGGCCAAGGAUAAAGACAAAUGUGUUAUAUUGUAACAGAGAAUGGAUGUGUGUUUGUGUUUGUGAGAGAGAAAGAAGGGGAGGGGGGCAGCAUUUGUUUUCACUUUGACCUGACACCCUACGCACAGCCCCAUUUGAAGAGCAAGAGAUAGCGACGAGACAAACUGCUGAGUUGUUGUUCCUAAGCCACUGGUGCCUGCCAUCCUUACCCUCAGUGGGCCAUGGACAAGAGAGGAAGGGACGCUAUGACAACUACCACAAAUCUUUUGUACAGUUGGCCAAACAUUGUUACAAGUCGCACAGUGCAAUAUAUUUGUGAUGUGAGGUCUAGGUUAUUGAGGGUGAUUUUAUAGCAACACUAGAAAAAUCACUGAAACUGGAUGCCGGGAAGGAAAAAAUUCAGAAUCGGAAAUAUCACUCAUGUCACCAUAUUUUUUCAAGGUAACCAUUUUCAUUAAUUUUCAUUGUUUAUAAGCUAUUUUGGAAACAUUUACAGUACAUUUGUGUCCUAUUUUGGUUACAUUUUGUUUGCUAGCUAUUGAUUGGCUAUUCAUUUAGCUCCUUCCAUUUGGAGAUAAUCCAGAGUUUGGUUAAAGUCGGAUAGGGUAAAGAAUAAGGUGACAGUAGGGUGCCCUUAAAAGGUCAUCCUGCACUCAUGAGUGCUUAUAUGUUACACUUACAGAUGCCCCUAUCACCUAGGGUGGCAAUAUUUUGGGAACUUCUCAUACAUUUCCUGGGUUUUCUGAAAGUUCUUUUUGCAACCAUAGGGGAUACCAGUUAGUGAAAUAUCUAAGCCCUUUGGAUUCCUAUUUUUUGCCAAAUUAUUGGAUGCCAAAAUACUAAUUUAUAUGUGUGUUAGCAUUUGUGUGUGUUUGCAUCUGUGAUUUUGUGUGUGCGCGUGUGUGUUUCAGAGAUAUUUUAUUUUAGUAUUUUCUUAAAUUGAAAGGGAUUAAUUUAUGUUUAUGCCAGUUAGAAAUUAAUGUAAGACCCCAUUGUGACAAGCCUUUUGUAUCCCCACUAAAUACUACCCACAUCCCUGUUCUUCCUGAGAGGCCUGGAAGUCACAUAGAUGCAGUGCUGUUUCUACCAAACCUUAUCUGCCCGUAAGACAGAUUUGCCUUUCCGGAGUACGGCGUGUUUUUAUUCUGAUGUGUGUGUGGUUGAUUUGCUUAGCUGCAUUAAUUUAUUUGCUCUUCAUUACAACUUGGAAAUAGCAAACAAUUACUUUUUCUUUGUUUAACAAUGUGUAAGAGAAGUUGGACUGCAAGAUAUGCCUUGUAUUUAUUUUUUUGGUUUAUAUGCUUCAUAUCUUCAACAAUCUGGAUAAUUCCAGACAAACCCAUGGAAACACAAGACCGUGUAACUAAUUUGACAGGGGUGACUCACUGCCGUUUGCCCUUAGAAACGUAGCUUUUGACUGGUGUCCCAAACUCAUAGUCUGAAGGGCCCAAUGUCAAAUAGCUCUGCUGGCAGACAAAAUGUCUCAAUGUAAAGAUAUGACAAAAAUGGUUUAAUUGUGGGAAACCUGAAGCCUCCUGAGUCAUGACCUAGUUGAGCUCCGGAAAUAGGAUCUACUUUAGCUGUGUUUGAAUCAAUGUGCUCCUCUGACAACAUCCGACUUUCAGACUAAUUCGUAUAGGUUAUGUACAUAUUUGGCUACCUAAUACGCAUUUAUGACAGAGCCAACUAGUGGUUUGCCUACUGUGGUACUGCCUCCUCCUGAGAAACUAACAGUCUUCUAUCUAUACAUUCCAGCUGGAUGCCUUUACUCAAGCUUUGUGUUGUAUGUCAAAUGUAGAAACCCAGUUGUAGGGGAGACCGCUCACAGUGUAGCUAGCUAAGGGGUCUCCCAUUGUUUUGUUACAUGUAAUGUUCUCAUUGUCCAGAAAUGGACAACCCCAGCCUUUAAGGACAAGUCCUGUAAUUAGUAUUUAUUCUUACCUGACAACUGGCUUCCUCUUGGAGCAGUACAACUUCUUUGCAGGCUGGACUUAAAGACUGGGGUUAGCUCAGCCUGUCUAAAUGGCUUGUGCAAGACCACACAUACUCUGUAUAUAAAACGCCUUACAUGUACAAUAUCUUUUUUAAGGAUAAAAGGAAACAGGUGUAUUACCAGAAUGAGACAAUCUGUAGAUUUUAAUGUAGAAAUCAGAAAUGCUCUCAGGCCUUCUCUGAAGGGACAUAUCCUUGAGUGUCUUUUGCAAAUUGUUUGAUAUGUAUUAGCUGCCUUGGCAACAGCAAUUCUUGAUAUAGACCAGUAUAAAUUUAAAGUAUUUAAUAUACCCUGUAGUCACUCUUUCAAGAGAAUAGUUGUAAUGUAAAUGUUUAACCACCACAUAUAAGUAACACAUGCUUUCAACACAUGGUAGCUAGCUAGGUCAACUUAUUUUAUAUUAUCAGGUUGUGCAUAAUUAUUGCUAGUUAGGUUCAUGGAUAUAAUAGUCUCAGAAAUGACAUUUUCUCAGGCCUGUCUUCACACUAAAAUAGGUUUACCCAUAAUGAAAUUCAAGGCUGCAGAGCAAAUUAAGCUGCUGUUUUUGUGUUGUUAUCACUACCCCAGACGUACUGAGUGAGUAAAAAGGGUUUCAAGAGAAACACCAACGUUGAUACAAGUGUGAAAAAGAUGGAUAUGGAAUGCCAGAGUAAUUUACAUUAAGGACUACAGUGAUUUUGUGAAACUUGGGAGAAUUGUCUGAGUCUGCCACACUGAUCUUGCAAGCUUAAAUGAAUGAUUUGAUUCCAUUGGAGCAAACCAAUCAUAAAAGCCCACAAAUCUGUAACAAUUGUGUGGCUAGGUCAAAGGUCAGUGUCCCUUUGAGUGUCAGGGACAACAUCCAUAUAAUUUUUUCAUGAGACAAGACCAAUUUAAAUAUCACACUAAAGGUCAUGUCUCAGCUUACAUUAUGUUUGUUAAUGUUUAACCCUCUUCCCAAUGGCCUAACCCAUAGGUGAUGACUUUACCUUGGCAACAGUUAGUCUCACAUAGGCCCACACUCUGACUGUUUCAAUAUGUUUAGGGGAGCAAGAGGUUUCAUGCAUGCCUCACACUAUUAUUUUGAAUUACUGUGCAUAAGCUUGCUUUUGGACUAUUACACUACCUUAUUUGCCAGAAUCUAGAUGUCUUUUUAUGUUUGAAUUUGAUUGUUGUUCCUCAAAUUAAUUAAUCAGAUGGAUUUUGUAUUUGGAACCUCUACAUUAUUAUUUGUGAGAUUUGUUAGUGGUUGUGGGGUAAAUACUGUAGACAAUAAUCUGUUAACAAGGUAGUCCUUGAACAUGUAGUCAUUGUAAUUGGUUUUGCACUGUUACAUUGAUAUGCACUACUAAGAGAAGAGAAAAUACCUCAUUUUAUACAGAAUUAGAAAAUGUGCUAGAGUGCUAUUGUUCUUUGGGUACCUUGUAAUGGAAUACUGGAAUAAUGCCUGGCAAUGGUAUAACAGAAGGUCUUCAACAGACAUUUGAACAUUAAAUGCUGAAAAUGUUGUUUCUUUGGUGAACGCAGGUAUGAAAGGGCUAAGUAAACAUUUUGGUUUAAGUACACAAAGUACUGUGUAGCCCCUUUCAAUAAAAAUUGCUGCAACUUGAACAUCAGGUAGCUCUUCCCCUGUUCAUCUGACAUGGCCAUGAUGUUUGCUUGCAUUGCUUUUUACAUAAAAAUGUCACCAAUGUGAUUCUGGAGCUGAGUGGGCAUCCAGGGGAGAACGGAAUAUUUUAAAAGUUAUCAAAACGUGUUGAUUAGUGAUUGGAUAGAUGAGUAGUUUCACAUAAUAAAUUUAAUAUUUAUAUUUCAGAUAUUCUACAGCAAAUACUCAGGGGCCUGUGUUUCAAGUGAUCAUCCUGUAUUUUCGAUAGGAUUAAAUAAAUACAAAUAAGAGUUCCCACUGAAGCAAUUUAUGUCUUUUAUAUUUAUUCUACAAUAUGCAUCUGAUCCUACAGGCAAAAUCCAGGUUGAGAACUUUAAACAACAGCCCUGGAGCAGAGUCCCCAUAUUGAUUAAAUGUAUUCUGUAUAAGUUUAUUUUUGUGUGUUCUCAAGCUGCAAUGCUAAUUUAUGAAUCCCAAUAUUACUUUGUAAUGCAUGUAGUGCUGAAUACGAGAUGAAAACAUUACCUAUUGACAUUCAGCAAUCCUCAGAGAAUAACUGCAAUUGUAUGUCUUCUGUUAAUGUUUUCACGUACGUUAAACCACAAGCAAAAAGGAACCACCUAUUAUGUUGUGAUUAUGAACAGUUCAAUACUCCAGUGUUGGAUGGUUCAAAUGUUUAUCUAUAUACAUGUAGCCUAUUACAGUACCAUUGCAAAAUAUAGAGUUUUUUUUCUUCUGUAACAAAAUGCCUUAGACGAGGGACAUUCAGCCUGAUUAUUAAAGUACAUGGACAAUAUUUA